GGUUUGAGAAACAAACCAAAGAAAACAGGACAUGUGAAACCAGACCUCAUAGAUGUUGAUCUUGUGAGAGGAUCUGCUUUUGCUAAAGCAAAACCUGAAAGUCCUUGGACAUCUCUGACCCGCAAAGGAAUCGUGAGAGUUGUUUUCUUUCCGUUCUUCUACAGGUGGUGGCUACAAGUGACAUCGAGGGUCAUCUUCUUCUGGCUGCUUGUUCUUUACCUUCUUCAAGUUGCUGCUGUAGUGUUAUUCUAUACAGCCCAAAGCCCACAUAAUAUACCUCUGACUGAAGUAAUUGGGCCAAUAUGGCUAAUGUUGCUACUUGGAACUGUGCAUUGUCAGAUUGUUUCAACAAGAACUCCUAAGCCACUUCCCAGCACAGGGGGUAAAAGAAGAAGGAAAUUAAGGAAAGCAGCACAUUUGGAAGUACAUAGGGAAGGAGAUGGCUCUAGUACCACAGAUAACACACAGGAGGGAACAGUGCAGAGCUACGGUACAAGCACCUCUUGCAGUAUUGGCGCUGUCUUCAGAGAUAUCUGGCAUGCUGCUUUCUUUUUAUCAGGAUCUAAGAAAGCAAAAAACUCAAUAGAUAAAUCCACUGAGACUGAUAAUGGCUACGUGUCCCUUGAUGGGAAAAAGACAGGUAGAAGCAGUGAAGAAUGUAUGCAGGCCCAUGAGCGUCGAUGUGAAGUGAUUAAGCCAGAAGAGUCAGGGUGGAGCACUGUAACAGUGAGAGAUGCCUUCAACAACCACAGUCAUCACAAAGAUACGCACAGGACUGUGACAAAUUUAUCAGAUGAAGUUUCUAGUGAGGAAGGGCCUGAAACUGGAUAUUCUUUACGUCGCAGUGUAGAGCGCACUUCUAGUGAUUGUACACUUCGAAACAGGAAAUCUCACCAUUAUAAGAAACACUGUCCUCUGGAGGAUACACCUAAAUCAGGUACUAGCUGCAGUUCUCGGUGUUCAAGCUCCAGACAAGAUUCUGAGAGCGCGAGGCCGGAAUCAGAAACUGAAGAUGUGCUGUGGGAGGACCUCUUACACUGUGCAGAGUGCCACUCUUCCUGUUCCAGUGAGACAGAUGUAGAAAGCCCUCAAGUGAACCCAUGUGUGAAGAAAGAGUACAGAGAUGACCCAUUUCAUCAGAGUCAUUUGCCUUGGAUCCACAGUUUGAAUCCAGGACUAGAAAAAAUAAGUGCAAUUGUAUGGGAGGGUAAUGACUGCAAGAAAGCAGAUAUGUCCGUGCUUGAAAUCAGUGGUAUGAUAAUGAACAGAGUGAACAGCUAUAUACCAGGAAUUGGUUACCAGAUUUUUGGAAAUGUCAUAUCUUUAAUCUUGGGUUUAAUGCCAUUUGUCUUUCGACUUUCCCAAGCUAAAGAUUUGGAACAACUAGCUACACAUUCUGCCACUGAACUUUGUAUGACUGCAUUGGGAUCAAAUGGAGACAUUCUGGUUCUCUCAAUGGUUAUUAUAAGUUUUGUCGUCCGUGUGUCUCUAGUGUGGAUUUUCUUUUUUCUGCUAUGUGUAGCAGAGAGGACGUACAAACAGAGGUUACUGUUUGCCAAACUUUUUGGUCAUCUAACGUCUGCCAGAAGGGCAAGAAAAUCAGAGGUUCCUCAUUUCCGUUUGAAGAAAGUACAGAAUAUAAAAAUGUGGCUUUCUCUCAGGUCCUAUCUAAAGCGUCGAGGUCCUCAACGCUCGGUUGAUGUCAUAGUUUCAUCUGCCUUCCUACUGACUAUCUCAGUUGUGUUUAUCUGUUGUGCACAGCUGCUUCACAUGCAUGAGAUCUUCCUUGAUUGUCACUACAAUUGGGAACUCAUAAUUUGGUGCAUUUCACUAACUCUUUUCCUCUUAAGAUUUAUUACUCUUGGAUCUGAAACCAGUAAAAAGUACAGCAAUACCUCAAUAUUACUUACUGAACAGAUAAACUUGUACUUGAAAAUGGAGAAAAAGCCUAACAAGAAGGAGGAGCUGACACUAGUGAACAAUGUUUUAAAACUUGCUACUAAGUUAUUGAAGGAACUGGACAGUCCCUUUAGAUUAUAUGGGCUUACAAUGAAUCCACUACUUUAUAAUAUCACCCAAGUUGUGAUCCUGUCAGCAGUUUCUGGUGUCAUCAGUGACUUGCUGGGGUUUAAUCUAAAGCUCUGGAAGAUCAAAUCUUGACAAUAUAUAAAGAAGAUGAGAUAACACAGUGUUACAGAAAAGCUCAUUGAUUGACAAAACUGCCUCAAAGCAGCCACUGAAUCUGUAUUUCAGAUGCUACAACCUCUUCAAGGAUGUUGU
Messenger RNA from Balearica regulorum gibbericeps (East African grey crowned-crane), 2280 nucleotides. The record is from RefSeq and is a predicted model, not a curated record. NCBI's taxonomy places the organism in Eukaryota, Metazoa, Chordata, Aves, Gruiformes, Gruidae.